Impatiens glandulifera is the source of this 3247-nucleotide messenger RNA. RefSeq names its product receptor protein-tyrosine kinase CEPR1-like. The transcript is spliced from 2 exons. Gene Ontology annotation, molecular function: receptor serine/threonine kinase binding; protein kinase activity; ATP binding. Gene Ontology annotation, biological process: protein phosphorylation. The record is from RefSeq and is a predicted model, not a curated record. Lineage: Eukaryota; Viridiplantae; Streptophyta; Magnoliopsida; Ericales; Balsaminaceae. Bases 265 to 3096 code for a protein of 943 amino acids.
AAAUUGAAAGGAAUGUGAUGAUUGAUCAGAAUCAGAUGAAUGAAAAAUACACUCAUAGCCAGAUGUUAUUCUCUCUAUAUAGUGCAUACUACUUUGGUGGGGAAUACUCUAUAAAGCUUCUUUACAGAAAGAUAUUCACAUCCUCUAUCUAAUACUGUACUUUUUUCAUCAGUGGAUUAUUACUGCUUCAUCUAAUAUAUAUAUUUCUCAUCCUCCUUUCAUCUCUGCAAUACAAAACUUCUCUUUCUCUUCUAUCUUUCUGUCAUGGCUCAUCACCAUAGGUUGAUCUUCUUCAUACUUGUCUUAUUGCUAAACUCUAGUCAGGUCAUCUCAACCAACAACCAAUCGGUUUUCUUAACUCUUAUGAAAACAACCCUUACAGGCGGUCAAUGUUUUUCCAAUUGGGAACUAGGAAAACCCUUCUGUAAUUUCACUGGUAUUAGUUGUGACAACAGAUCAAACGUAAUCAUGAUCGACGUUGAUGGUUGUUCACUCUCCGGUCGUUUCCCAGACUAUGUCUGUUCCUACUUACCCACUUUGAAAAUUCUCCGUCUUGGCAAAAAUGUUAUCCAUGGAGGCUUUCCUAAAGGAAUCACAAAUUGCUCUGUUUUGGAGGAACUAAACAUGAACCAUCUUAAUCUCACAGGUACUCUGCCUGAUUUUUCUCAGAUGAAGUCACUGAAGUUCCUCGACAUGUCAUACAACUCAUUCUCAGGGGAUUUUCCAUUGUCGAUCGCUAUGCUAACCAAUCUCGAGGAGGUUAAUUUCAACGAGAAUGAAAACUUUAAUCUAUGGGAGCUGCCAGAGAGCUUUUCUAACAUGACAAAGCUUAAUACAAUAGUGCUGACGACUUGUAUGUUACGUGGAACUAUCCCGUCGUGGAUAGGUAACAUGACGUCGUUAAUUGAUCUUGAGUUAAGCGGGAAUUACCUCGUGAGACGAAUUCCGGCUGAGAUUGGUUCUCUGAAGAAUUUGAAACAGCUUGAGCUUUAUUACAAUCAGUUGGAAGGGCCAAUUCCUGAAGAAAUUGGGAACUUGACGAACCUGAUCGACUUAGACAUGUCGGUUAAUAAGCUAACCGGAGGUAUUCCUGAAUCAAUCUCCCGCCUACCGAAUCUAACCGUUUUGCAGCUCUACAACAACAGUCUCACCGGUGAAAUCCCAGUUGGUUUUGGAAAUUCGACAAAUUUAACCAUGUUGUCUGUUUACGAUAAUUUCCUAACGGGAGAAGUUCCUCCAUCCCUUGGAAGUAUAGCGCCUAUGAUUCUUCUCGAUUUAUCGGAGAAUCAAUUUACCGGCAGCUUGCCGCCGCGGUUAUGCGACAGAGGUCAGUUAAUGUACUUUCUUAUGCUGCAAAACAUGUUCUCUGGUCAGAUACCAGAAAGUUAUUCAAGAUGCAAUUCUCUUUUAAGGUUUCGAGUUAGGUAUAACCGUUUGGAAGGGCCUAUACCAAACGGACUCUUGGGUCUUCCUAAUGUCUCGAUAAUCGACUUGGGUUAUAACCGAUUAAACGGUACUAUCUCGAAUAAGAUCGGAGGUGCGAAGAAUUUAUCGGAAUUGUUCCUAGAAAACAACAUGAUUGCAGGAGCUCUGCCUUUUGAAAUUUCACAAGCUGGAAAUUUGGUGAAGAUUGACCUCAGCAAUAACCGUUUAUCCGGUUCGAUUCCAAUUGAGAUUGGAAAUUUGCGAAAGCUUAACUCGUUAAUGCUUCAAGGUAAUGUUCUAACCUCUACAAUCCCAGUUUCCCUUUCGUCGUUGAAAUCUCUCAAUAUUCUUGAUCUUUCUAAUAACAAUUUGACCGGGAGAAUCCCACAAGAGCUUAUUGAAUUACUUCCGAAUUCAAUUAACUUCUCACAUAACCUCCUUUCCGGUCCGAUCCCUCUCGCGUUUGUGGAAAACGGUUUGGUUGAAAGCUUUUCAGACAACCCGGGACUUUGUAUCCCAUCUUUUGUAACCGCCACUUUACAAAACUUUCCCAUUUGUCCACACACGAUUACCCGGAAACAGAUCAACUCUAUCGGGGUAAUAGUAAUUCCAAUCAUACUACUUAUUGUAAUUGGAAUCGUUUUCCUCCUAUGUCGUUGGCUAAAGAAGGAACAAGCCACGAUCAACAGCGACGACACCUCGUUCUAUUCGUACGAAGUCAAGAGUUUUCAUCGCAUUACCUUCGAUCACCGAGAAAUCAUCGAAUCCAUGGUCGAGAAAAAUAUUGUCGGGGAAGGCGGUUCAGGGACAGUCUACAAAAUCGAGUUAACAAACGGGGAAUCCGUGGCUGUGAAAAGACUACGUAGCCGGAAAACCGUAGAGGAUCGGAUUUUCUUCGACAAGGAAUUGAAAACAGAGGUGGACACUUUGGGAAACAUACGACACAAGAACAUUGUGAAACUUUAUUGUUGUUUCUCGAAUCAGGAAAGUAGAUUAUUGGUUUAUGAGUAUAUGCCGAAAGGUAACUUAUGGGAAGCACUUCAUAGGGAGAAGACGAAUCUCGAUUGGACGGCUCGUCAUCGAAUUGCGAUCGGGAUCGCUCAAGGAUUGGCUUAUCUUCAUCACGAUCUUUCGCCACCAAUUAUACAUAGAGACAUCAAAACCACCAAUAUUCUAUUGGAUGGUAAUUAUCACCCAAAGGUCGCGGAUUUCGGCAUAGCGAAAGUUUUGCAAGCCAAAGGGAAAGACUCAACCACAACCGUCAUUGCAGGAACCUAUGGUUACUUAGCUCCAGAAUAUGCGUAUUCUUCAAAGGCGACAACAAAAUGCGACGUUUAUAGUUACGGGGUGGUAUUAAUGGAGUUAAUAACCGGGAAGAGGCCGGUAGAGAAAGAAUUCGGAGAAAACAAGAAUAUUGUGUAUUGGGUAUCGACAAAAGUUGAAACUAAAGAAGGAGCGAUGGAGAUUUUAGAUAAACGAUUAUCCGAUUUUUACAAGGAUGAAAUGAUUAAGGCACUUCGAGUAUCUAUUCGAUGUACUUGCAAUGUACCGGCUCUUCGUCCAACUAUGAACGAAGUGGUUCAAUUGUUGUCCGAAGCCGAACCUUGUAAAUGUGAUCCAAACAAGUUUUCGUUAGAAGGAAUCAUGAAGAAUUCAAUAUAUGAUUCAUGAUUUUGAAGGAAAGCUACAUCAGAUAGUUGUAAUUAAGAUAAGUCUCUUUUUUAUAAAUCAAUCCUUAUAACUGCUUUGUGGCAACGCAAAGCAUCUCUUUUAUAAGAUAGACCCACAAAGGAAAUAAUUCAGUAACUUUUAUUUUCCUUUA